AACAUUGCGGUCAGCCAUCUUGAAUGAUUUCACAGGGUUAUCGACACGGUCGGGCAGUGUCCGCAUAGUGUCCGUCGACAGUUCGGCAAUGUGGUGUUGUGUGUUGCGUUGUGUUGCGUUAACGGCGGUUGUUAAGUGUUUUAGUUUUGCGGAUCGAGGUUGACAUUGGCGCCGGCUCUGCCACGGACAUGGCGACGAUGGUCGCACAUUAAUGUGCAUUAUAUCAACUCGCCGAAUCCGAGUUCUUGUCACAUCGGGAACGAGAACGCGACGCGGAUUGUAAGAAAAACUGCCAGGGCGCCGCCGAACGGAAUAGCGUGGAGUUUGCAAUUCGCACGAUCGAGGGGAUGCUUGCGCACACAUGGUGACAUCGUCUUCCGGGUUGCUGCAAUGAAGUACAUUAAAAGCGAUUUAAAUGACAAUGGGCUGAAACACAUCAAUAAUUAAUAUCUAUACAAAUCUGUCAUAUAUUUUCAGUCAUAGACAUGGCAGCAAUAGAAGAAAAGAAGCGAGUGGGUGGCUCCAAAGUGUCAGCUAUCGCAACCAUCUUCCAAUCGAAGCCGCAAUUAGACAAUCUGAGCCACAGAACAAAUAUUUUGUCAGAUGGGUUUAAGGAGCCAACUGUUCCAUUGAAAGAAUCUCCAACGCAAGUGACAGUGGUUAGGACUGAGAGCCAUGUGGCACGUUUUAACAACGCUCGAGCUCUUUUUGAGAAACUUGGCGAGGAAAACAAAUCAAAUAAACCAGUGGACCGAAUGACGAAGCCAAACAAUCUACACGGUCUACGAUCUCGCUCUAGUUCCGCAAACUCAGGUUCUGGGUGUACAUCGCCCACAAGAUCACCCCGUCCUCGUUCACCAUCUCCUCCUGGUAGCCGUGAACAUCUGAGCACGUGGAGCGCAAGCGUACCGGCUCUAAAUGCCGAACGCCAUUUUGAGAAUGGUCACUGCGCACCAGAGCGACGAUCUGGUCUGGGUAAAGUUGAUCGGACGUUCGGAAAAGAAAACGAUCGUCCGGAGCGACCGGAAAAACCGGAACGUCGACCAAACUCGAAAGAAUUAAUUGAGAAGCAGCGGAACUGGACCAGCCACUUCUCAAAAACUAGACCAAGUCGCUAUAAUUCCGAUCCGAAUCGUUCAUUGGUCCAGACAUCUUUGAAUUCACAGAAUGCUCAGAACCAGAUUCAGUCAUCUUCUGUCGACAUGUGCCAAAGCUCAGCGAGCCCAACGACCAACGAUUCCGUGAAUCCAGCUACGAGAUCAGCAAGUUUCUGUUCAGUACGCUCGCCUCCGCCACCACUUCCACCUGUCAGGAACUCGUCCGCAGCCGGCAGAAAAGAACGACCAGCGAGUAUCGCCUCCGUCAGCCCAUCCGAGUUGCUGGAAAGCCCAGAAUAUGCAACGGUGGAAAGAUUUGACGACAUCUCUCCGACGAUUCCCGAAUACGCCGUUGUGCAGAAAAUAAGAAAAUCUCAAGAUAAUCUGAAAGAGAGCCAAGAUGCCGACAACGAUAAAACUCAAAAUGUUGAGUUGCCAGAAUACGCUGUUGUGCAGAAGAACGUUUCAUCAAAGAUGAUUUUGAAAUCAACGGAAAACGCUAAAGAGAUUUCAAAAAUUACUACGCAAAAUUUGAAAAAUACAGUAGCUGCAGAGCCAACAGCUCUAGGAAACAAAAUCGUGAUUUCCAAGCCAACAGACGAUGUUGACGACAUUUCUAAAGCUGUGCAGAUUCUAAAGAGUCCGACAGUUUUGGAAGCAAUUUCAGGAAGCAAAAUUGGAGUUUCAGUGGAGGUUAACAAGGAGAUUUCUAAAUCUUCUGUACAGAAUUUAAAGGGUUCAUCAAUUGCAGAAGAAGUUUCAGGAUGUAAAAGUGCAGUUUUGAGAUCAGCAGAGAAUUUAAAGGAAACUUUAAAAAAUUUUACUGGAGAAGGAGUUCCAGUAGUCAAAUCUACAAUUUCUAAGUUAACAGACGACUCGAAGAGUGAAAUUAAGGAAGUCUCAAAAGAAAUUAAGAUUUUAACAACCGCGGAUGAAUCAUCAGGUUCUAAGACUAUUAUUGCGAACGAGAGUAAUGACUUUUCUGAGCAAACGAAAGCGGCGCCAGUGUUGCACUGCGAUAUCUCUAGUCCAACUCGAAAUGCUCCGACGGAAAAUAUCUUGGUAAGAAGGGAGAGCGAUUUGUUGGAGGCGCCCGAAUACUUCAACUGUCCUCCAAGCCCGAUUCACUCGCCGGCAAAGACUUCCCAAUGGAGAAAUGAAUGGCUGGCGAAGAACGACGAAAUUCUGAAGAGAACCGUGGAUUUGAGGGAUUUAAAACCUUCGUCGAAGGAAGCUUUGGAGACAGAAUCACGCAACGAAGUGAUUAGGUCAGAUCCGAGACCCGACUGGGCCAGACCAAACGCAAAGAGAAAAGAGUCCACAACAGUGGACGACAAGAAGAUCGAGUCGAUACGCUCUCCAGAAUCCGAAGCGGGUCUGCCUUCCGCGGGUACUGAUAGCGCCUCAUCCAGUAUGAGUUCUCCCAGUUCGCCCUCUAAAGACAGUAAGGAAGAGAAGGCUGAAAAGGAGAUGUCGGAAAAACAUCAAACAGGUCGUAAUAGCUAUGACUUGGAAAUGGAAGACCAGGAGAAGUCAGCUACAGCUACAUACCAGAGCUGCAUUUCGGAUACAGAGAGUCCGCCUGAAAGAGAUCAAUUCAAAUUCAACGAAACAGAUACAACUACGGUCAUUCGACGUUCUCAUGUGCGUCUCGAUCUUCAAGCCGCUGGUUUAGGUCCACGUCCACCUUCUGUUAUUAGUUCCGAUCAAGAAUAUCCUCCUCUUGAACACAAGGAUAUUCCCGUACCCUCUCCGUAUGAUAAAAAGCAGCAACAUGGCGAAGAAAUUGUUUUGCAGUGUAAUAUUGAGCGCAAAAUUCAAUCAAAGCCAAGUACGGAGACAAAAACUCAUAGCAAUACUACAGACGCAAUAAAAAAUAAUCUUACGGAAACUGCGUUGGAAGGAAAAUUGAAGUCCAGCAGCGAUGGAGUGUGUCAGAAGAUGGUCUCGAAUGCAAAAAACGAUCAGAUUAAGAUUAGCGUCAAAGAGAAAAUUGCGAAGAACAAGGAAGAGGUCUCCGGUAAGCGUUCCAGUUUUGUUGAAAGUGAAAAUAAGAUUGACAGUGCUGACAAAACGACUCGUAGCCAGGAGAUGAACAGUUUCAGUUUAAUAGCAAAGGAAAGCAAAGACGAAGAAAAAUACGUGACAGAAGUGAUAAAGUCUGAAGUCAGCAACAGGAAGGAGUGCAUCGCGGCGGUGAACAGCGUUCUGAACAAGAAAACGGAGAGUGUGGAUCAACCGCAAACAACAUGGGAGCAAGAAAAACAGAAAGCUGAACUGGCGAAGCUCAGGUUAUCAGAGAAUUACAAUCAGAACUCCUUGCCGGCGUCUAAUGCGCUUUCGCAAAGACAGUCUAGCAAAAAAUCUAGUGAAUAUUCCGAAUUGGAGAACAGUCAGAUUGAAGACAGUGAUUCCAGUGAUACGAAAACCAUCGUAAAUGUGGAGAAUGUGACAACGGAAGUGCAGAACAAUUCUGUCAGGAUUGAGACACCGUCGAAACUCGGUGUGAACAAUAUCGCUCCUGUAACACCGGAUACUAUGACUCCGGAUGAGGCUGAAAAUCUGCUGAGUUCUCGCAUCUUAGAGAAGAAGAUCAGACAAGGUUCGGCGUUACUGUCGGAUGAGGAAGCGCAGGAGAUAGCGAGGCUACUGUCUCCCACCGGUGCCGGUGAUGCAUUAGGUGACGGGAUUUCUAAUGACAAGGAUAAGGAAGGACAGGACAGGGAUAGAGACGACCAGGACAACACGCCCGACUGGCUGUCCGAUGUCCUGUCUGCUCCUGAUUCCAGUCUUAUCAAUAGCGCCACUCAUGAUUAUAGUCUGUCCCAUAGAUCUCGCAGCGAUCUGACAAUAGAUUCAUUAACGGAAAGUCAAGUAGGAUCAGUAACAGGAAGCGAAAGCGGACUUCUAGGCUCCGUCAGUAGUUUGAAUGACACUCACGAAGUCAAUGACGAUACCGAAACCGAGCAUCAAGACGAUUACAUUCCGACUCCAGGAAAAAUUAUACUUGUGGAAAAUGGCGUGCAUUAUUUCGAGGAUGGUCAUUUCUGGAUGGAAGUCGCAGGAAUCCCAGAAUCCGAUGAGGACGACGAGGAGUAUUCAUCCAAUGUAUCUGCUAAGAAGAGCAGCAAAGUAUCUUUUGAUACCGGUCCUAUGCGCGUUUAUUCCACACAUUCAGUCAACGAAUACGACCGUCGCAACGAAGAUGUCGAUCCCGUGGCAGCUAGCGCGGAAUACGAGCUGGAAAAACGUGUUGAAAAGAUGGAGGUUUUUCCAGUAGAGCUGAUGAAGGGUCCGGAAGGUUUGGGUCUCAGUAUAAUCGGAAUGGGAGUUGGUGCGGAUGCGGGCCUGGAGAAAUUGGGUAUUUUCGUAAAGACUAUUACAGAAAAAGGUGCAGCUGCGCGUGAGGGUCGAAUCCAAGUGAACGACCAAAUUGUCGAGGUUGACGGCAAGAGUCUGGUCGGUGUAACGCAGGCUUACGCAGCGAGCGUGCUAAGAAACACUUCCGGUCUUGUGCGAUUUGUCAUUGGCAGAGAAAAAGAUCCUAAAAAUUCGGAAGUGGCAAUGUUAAUUAGGCAGAGUCUCCAGGCGGAUAAGGAAAGAGAGCUGGCUAAUGCUGCCAACAGAAAGCUCAACUUCUCCGAUGCUUCUCCCGAUAGUCAACGAGGAAACGAGGAUAUUUCCAUCGGCAGCGGAAUGGGCGGAAUCCCCGGUUCGCCGGCUAUGUCCUCCUGCUCAGAAGGAGAACCACCUCAUAGUCCCAUCGAGAAUUACCUGUCUCCUUCCAGUCGUAGUCGAUCUCCGAUACUUAGCUCGUCUGUGCCACAACACAAUACUACCACGCAAAGCGAUGUGGACAGUCUAAGAUUGCUUUUGCAAGAAAGUCAGUAUAAACUUACAUUAGCGAACGAAGAAGUUGAAAAACUCAAAGCGAAGCUAGUGGAACUGGAAAACAGUGGAGCGGGCAGCGAAGAGUACGCGGCCAAAUUGCGAGAAUCGGGAUUGCGUCUUCAUGAAUCGGAAAGAGCGUUGGGCACUGCUCGUCAAGAUCUGUCAGCAGCAAGGGAGAUGCUGUCUCAGGCAACAACGCAGAACGCGGCUCUUCAGCAGAAGUACGCUAGAGCUAGAAGAGCCGCCAGAGAGUUGCGAGCGGAUAUAGCAGCUAGAGACGAGUUCUAUCAGCAGUUACUGCAAGAAAAAGAUACAGAAUAUAACGCGUUAGUUAAAAGUCUCAAAGACAGAGUGAUUACACUGGAGGUAGAGUUGACGGAAACGCAAAGGCGGUUCGGUCUGCCCGUGCGAUUGCCCUACGACAAUGCCACUGCCAGAAUAGCGACACCGCAACUUUCUCGCAGGCAACUGCCGCCACCUCCUUCGUCGACCAGCUGUCAGCUCUCCGAUACAGAAACUUCUGAUCUCAGUAGUCCGGACGACGGUGAUAAGACUGCGACCGUAGAGAGAAAACUGCCUCUGCCGAUGCCAGUGAAGGAGGAAUUGGAUCGCGCUGUGCCAGCCCAUCGUCUACUAGACAAUUCCGCUGGUAAAAGCAAAGCGGAGUUGGCUAGCAGAGGUGGUUUGGCUAAUCGACAGUUGCCCAAACGAUCCGGUGGGCUCAGCAACAGUAGUUCAUCGGACUACGGAUUGGAUGAGUCCGGAGAUAACACGGAUGACGAUUCCUCCUCAAAGCUUACCUCGCAGGACAACAGUAGCAGGUCGCCCAACGAUUUAACGUCCAGGCAAUCCAAUCUGAGUUCCUAUUCCAGCACUUCAUCCAUCAGCUCACUCAAAAGUAAGUCACACAUGGAUCCCAUACAUCCUACCGCAAUUCGACAGCACAGCACCAUCAGCUCGCAAGUCAGGGCAAUGACCGAACAGAGCUGGCCUCAGUCGCAAAAAACUUUAAGCGGACCUCCCGCGUCAUUAGCGGAACAAUUGAAACAAGUUUUAGCAGAAAGAGAAAAAAGACUUGGUGGAAAUGAUUCUUCGCGAGAGAGCUCCGGAGACUUCACUGAUCUCAACAAUCCUCAUAAUAACGAUCCCACUAUGGUGACGCAUCAUCUUGUUGAAGAAAUACGACAGGCUGUUAAUGAGGCUAAUCAAAGAGCGAAAAAGGUGUCGAUUCCUCCGUCAAAUUUGAUUACCGGUGGAGGAGCUCCUUGGCAUCAUCCAGGAAGUUCUCCUUCAAGCUUAUCCUCCGGCGGUUCUGUGAGUCCUCCUGGCGUUGAUCCUAGUCCUUCGAAAGCUGGUAUUACAGAUUCGAGCACAGUUUGGUUGCCCGCUCACCUAAGCGACUUUGGUUUAGGUGACAAGAAAUCUCAUUUUUGGCAAAAUGCACCGGUCACAGAUUGGUCUAAAGAGCAAGUUUGCCAGUGGUUAGCGGGAAUUGGUUUAGAACAUUACUCUCCUCAAUUUUUGGAUAGUGGCAUCAACGGAAGUAAUCUGUUACGCUUAGAGUCGAGAGAGUUGAAGGCUCUCGGGAUCUACGGUGACUCAAAGGCUCAUCUGAAACGCAAGCUGAAAGAGUUAAGGGCUCAGGCCGAUCGCGAGCGCAAAGAACGCAAAGAGAUCGAACGAAUGCGGCGAAAAGCGGAAAAAGCCGCACGGAAAAAGUAGCAUGCGAACGCACUAGAUGCGUUCGAUAUCGAUUAAAUUAUCCGAGAAGAAUGGUGUGGAUCUUCCGGACGCGACUGAUAUACAGGGUAUCUCAAAAGAGGUAAAUUUAAGGAGAAUGACUUAAUGGUGCGGAUUUUAUAUUAAAAUCUAAAUCGACGGAUUACGUUUUAUCGAGAAAAAAUAAAGAAAUAUAAAAUUUAAAUAACGCCGUCCAUUUCAUACAGGGUGUUGCGUAGAAAGCUGCGUGCUCUUUGAAAAAGUAUGUCAUCUUCGUCGAGCAGUCAUAUUCAUUAAAAGAGAAUUUUAUUCUAUUUAUUAUUCUCGAAACUACUUGAAAAAAUUAAUGUAAAAUAAUUAAAACAUUCAAGUGAUUCUAAGAAAUAUUAUGAUGUUUUUACUGUUAUUUAUUAUUAGGAAUUAAUUACAAAAAGUAUUAAAUACUUUAGUAACUAAUUGUCAAUUAUUGAUAAUAUAUAUUUUCUACUUUUAAUCAUGCUUAAUUGUAAGAACAAUUAGUUAUUAAUUUUUGUUAAUUUUAAUUAUUUCCUAAUA
Molecule: messenger RNA, 7262 nt
Organism: Pseudomyrmex gracilis
Lineage: Eukaryota; Metazoa; Arthropoda; Insecta; Hymenoptera; Formicidae
Gene: Spn
Exons: 19
Coding region: 486-6710 (2074 amino acids)
Biological process (GO): actin filament organization; calcium-mediated signaling; neuron projection development
Cellular component (GO): postsynaptic density; dendrite; cytoplasm
Molecular function (GO): actin filament binding
Source: RefSeq, a predicted model, not a curated record